Molecule: messenger RNA, 8277 nt
Organism: Carya illinoinensis
Lineage: Eukaryota; Viridiplantae; Streptophyta; Magnoliopsida; Fagales; Juglandaceae
Product: serine/threonine-protein kinase STY13-like
Exons: 6
Coding region: 7008-7976 (322 amino acids)
Biological process (GO): protein phosphorylation
Cellular component (GO): plasma membrane
Molecular function (GO): protein kinase activity; ATP binding
Source: RefSeq, a predicted model, not a curated record
UUAAAUUGCUCGAUUGGGGUGAGGAGGGUCAUAGGACAGAAGCUGAGAUUGCUUCAUUACGGGCAGCUUUUACGCAAGAAGUUGCUGUUUGGCAUAAGCUAGAUCAUCCAAAUGUUACUAAGGUGCUUCUCGCCGGAGUUGACCUCUCCAUCCUCGUCGACAUAUCCGUUUCAUUUUCUUUUCUUUUUUUCUUUCUUUUCUUCCUAUCCCUGCGUCGUGCUGUAGAGCUUCUUAAAUGGAGGGAGGUAGGCACUUUACGGUGGAAUCAAAGACUUUCACUUUCUCACUGGUGGGCAGUAACAGCUUUCAUAUUACUGAGAGGAAUCGACAAAUGGUAAUGUAUCUCUUCUUAAACAGUUUGUUAGCUUCAUGGGUGGUAAAGAUGGUGGAGGAAGCCCUUGACUCUCUCCGGCCCAAAGGGUUUUUCAGGAAACUGAGAGUGGGUAAUGGGGUCCUGACUUUGCAGCACCAUAUAAACUCUAGAGGAAGCUUUCUACACUUGGAGGAGUUUUGCAAUGGUAGGAUGAGGGGCUCUCUGAUGGUCCUUGAAGGCACGAAGGGCAGUGGCUGGGAAGGGUUUGCAUACCACCUCAAAAAGGUGGCUGUCGUUGAGUGAGUGCAAACAAAGGAUGGGCUUCGAGGGGUUGGGAUGGGCAAGGUGCAAACAGAGGAAACAAGGAAGCUUCUCCCCUCCAAUGGCAUCUCGGUUUUGCUUUUACCGACAAGAUGUAGCUUUGCCACGGCGUCGAAGUCAAUGGGCAAGGUGCUAAUCGGGGAAGGAGAUGAUGGUUGUCGUCGUGUGGGUAGUGGGGGGUCCUAUGAUGAACAUAUGAAGGUGGGGGAAGUCGGAGGUGUCCUAUGGGCUAUCAGAGCUCAACUGUCAGGGGUAUCAGAGGAAGUUAGUUUAUUGAUGAAUAAAGUGGAUUUGGGCUUAAGUAUGGUGAUGGGUUUGGGCAGUGAGUCAUUUGAAAAGCCCAUGCCCACGAGGAAGGAUGCGUUGGUAAGGGCUGAAGGCAAUGCUGAAAUGGAUGGGCUGGGCUUAAGCAAGAGGGGGCCCAUGUCUUUGGAGCAUGUGGGGGCCCACGAGCUCUUUGUACUCACUCUAUAUGGUGGGCUAAAACUUUUCCUCGGACCGGUGAGCCCUCUAUCAUGGGCCUGACUGCUACUAUUGACACGACGGUCAAUCCGGCCGCCUUGCCGUCGACUCAGAAUGAACCACUAGCCACGACCACAAGUAGGAAGCAACCUCAGGGCUCGUUCGAGAAGCACAACCACACAAAGGUGGCAGAAUCAACUAGGAUGCUCGAGAUGGUGGUCAUCUUCUAUCCCCAAGCCUCUGGGAACUUGCCGUUGACACAGAAAGGGCCACCGUCCUCCGAUGACCCCCCUUUGUUCCUGGCCUUGAAUGAGAGGAACAAUCGUGAAGAGGCAUUGUCCUCAACUAGGCUACUUCGUUUUGAAGUCUCCGACAAUCCUCAGCUCAUUUUUAGCCCCUCAGGGACUAGUUCUCAACCGGGUCCGACUUACAGCUAAUAUGCAAGGAGUCUGGGGUUGAUACUCCGUUAAUUGAUCUAGGGGAUUUCGGGGACAUGUCUAUUCCCCUCUUUUCAUUGCCACCAAUGGCUUCAUGGGCUGGCUUACAAUCAGAUUGGGUCCUACAAAAGGUAAACAAAAUUCUUCAUUGCAUCAGGAUUUCCUACAAAGGUUGUGAGGACUAGUUCAAAGCUCUACUCACCGCCAUAGAGGCAGGACAGCCUCUCCUUGCCAGAUCUAAUGCUAAAAAAGAUAGGGAGCUUAAAAUGCUUGCUUGCUCCAUAAAUUAUGAUGCUAGGGAAGGAAGCGUGAGCAGGGGGAGACACAAUGAUAGGGUGAAUCUCGAUGUUCCAUGAAACCCAAGAUUCUUUCAUAGAAUGUUCGGGGAUUGAAUGACCCAAGCAAGCGCCUAAGAGUGAAGAACUUAAUUUGGGAAUGGAGGGCAGAUGUGAUUUGUUUGUAGGAGAGUAAACUGAAGUUUAUUGAUAGAUACACAAUAAGAAGCUUGUGGAAUUGCUCUUAAGCGGGAUGGACCACUUUUGCUUCAAAGGAUGCUUCAAGGGGAAUUAUUGUGAUGUGGGACAAGCGAGUAGUUAAUUUGGUGGAUAAAUAUGUCGGUGAAUUCUCGGUAGCUUGUUCCUUCUCAAAUGUGAAAGAUGGUUUCGGUUGGGGGUUCGUAGGAAUUUACAGGCCUAAUGUUGACACUAGUAGAAAAUUUCUUUAGGAUGAGAUCGCUGGCCUAUGCAGUUGGUGGGAUGUCCUGUGGUGUAUCGGAGGAGAUUUCAACAUCACUCGGUUUUCGAGUGAAAGGUCGGGGGAUUCUAGCAUGGGCUCAAUCAUGGCUGACUUCUUAGCUUUAAUUUUCAAGCUGGAUUUGGUGGAUCUACCUUUAGUGGGGGGAGAUUUCACUUGAUCAAACCGGAGGGCCUGGUCUAAGUUGGACAGAUUCAUUGUCUCUCCUUCUUGGGAGGCCCUUUUUCCCAACCUUUGCCAAAAAAGGCCCCCUAGACUUUGCUCUGAUCACUUUCCCCUUUUAUUAGAUUGUGGGGAUCUUUGUGAGGGACAGAGAUACUUUAAAUUUGAGAACAUAUGGCUGAAGGUGGACAGGUUUACGAAGAAAGUUAGUGCGUGGUGGGCCUCAUAUCAACUCACCGGCACUCCUAGCUUUGUUCUAGUCGGGAGACUUAAAGUUUUGAAAAAUGACCUAAGAAAAUGGAACAUGGAUGUCUUGGGGAACAUUAAUGACUAGCGGAACAAAUUGUUUCAAGAGCUGCAGCAAUUAGAUGAAAAAGAGGCGGAUGGGGCUUUCUCAGUUGAAGAUAAGGAAAAUGACCAUAGUAGCUGAGUUGGAAAAAAUCACCCUUAUGGAGGAGAUCUCCUGGAGACAAAAAUCUCGAGCUCUUUGGUUGAAGGAAUGGGACAAAAGCACAAAGUUUUUCCAUAGAGCAACUAACUCCCAUCGAAUAAACAGAGCCAUAGAGAUUCUUCAUUCGGAGGGCAAGGUUGUGUUGUACAAAGUCACUAUUAAGGAUCACAUUGAUCACUAUCAUGCUGAGCUUUUGACAUAGCAAUUCCAAUGGAAGCCCAAAGUAGAUGGACUAGUGUUCUAUUCAAUUGACCAAUCAAGUGCGGCUUGGUUGGAGAGGCCAUUCAAAGAGAAUGAGGUGCUUAGCAUACUAAAAGGGUUGGACAAAGACAAAGCACCGGGUCCAGAUGGCUUCACGAUGGCUUUCUUUCAAACUUGUUGGGACAUUGUCAAGGAGGAUCUCAUUAAGUUUUUUCUUGAAUUUCACUCUUUAAUUAAAUUUGAGAAAACCAUUAGUGCCUCUUUCAUCGCCCUUAUUCCAAAAAAGGGCGAGGUCGGUGGAGGCGCAAGACUUCCAUCCCAUAAGUUUGGUGAGUGGGGUUUACAAGAUCAUCUAAAAAGUCCUUGCUAAGCAGCUGAGCGAAGUUAUAGGGAAGAUCAUCUUGAAGUCACAAUGCCUUUGUUAAAGGAAGGCAAAUUCUUGACUCGGCUCUCAUUGCUAACGAAUGCUUGGAGAAUAGAAUCUGAGUUGGCAUCCUAGGUAUUUUAUGUAAAUUGAAUAUGGAGAAGGUUUUCGAUCAUGUGAAUUGGGAUUUCUUGUUAUAUAUACUUGGUAGGUAUGGUUUUGGGGAAAAAUUGUGUCAAUGGAUAAAACAUUGUAUUACAACCAUCAAAUUCUCAAUCCUGGUCAAUGGCAAUCUCGAAGGCAUUUUCAACAGUUAUUGGGGCUUGAGACAAGGGGACCCUUUAUCCCCACUUUUAUUCAUUUCGUGAUGGAUGUGUUGAGUAAAAUGGUGGAGGGGGUGGUGGAUAGGGGCUUUAUCACAGGUUUCUCGAUGGGUAGUUCUGCGCAUGGUAGCUUGACAGUACCUCAUCUUCCUUUUGCUAAUGGUACGCUGAUCUUUUGCAACCCGGACCCUGAUCAGAUUCGCUCAUUGAGAGCCCUUCUAAUUUGUUUCGAAGCUGUCUCUGGUCUUGAAGUGAAUUUAUCCAAGUCUGAAAUAGUUUCAGUUGGUUUGGUUGAUAAUUUAAGCGAAGUGGCUACUAUCUUGGGCUGCAAGGUGUCAUCCUUGCCUAUAAAGUACCUUGGACUCCCUUGGGGGCUCCUCAUAAAUCCAAUGCUAUGUGGGAUGGGAUUGUCAAGAAAAUUGAAAGCUAAUUGGCGGGUUGGAAGAGAAUUUAUUUGUCUAAAGGCGGAAGAAUCACACUUAUCAAGAGUAUGUUAUCUAAUCUCCCAACGUACUUCUUAUCUUUAUUUCCUUUGCCUGCACGGGUGGCGAAUAGACUAGAGAACAUUUUUCAUGACUUCUUCAUGGGAGGGUUAUAGGAUGAGAAAAAAGUUCCAAAUGAUUAAAUGGGAUAAAGUAUGCACCCCCUUGUCUUGUGGCGGGUUGGAGGUAAGAAAAUUGAGAUCUUUUAACAAGGCCCUUCUUGGAAAAUAGUUAUGGCGGUAUCAUCAAGAAGGGAAUGCUCUUUGGAGGAAUAUCAUAGAUGUUAAAUAUGGGAGCUUAUGGGGAGGUUGGUGCUCUAAUGAAGAGAGGUUAUGGCGUGGGAGUAAGGAAAUUCAUUUGGAAUGGAUGGGAAGAUUUACUCAAUUUCAGAUUUGAGGUAGGAAAGGGCAUGCGUAUCAGAUUUUGGCACGAUAUUUGGUGUGGUGAUCUUGCUUUGAAAACCCUUUCCCCUCUCUUUAUAGGAUUGCAUCUGAUAAAGAUGCUUCUGUGGCUGAUAAUAUGAGCAUCUCCACUAAUUCCCUGUAAUGGUCCGUGAGAUUCACUAGAGUUGUACAAGAUUGGGAGAUGGGAGACAUUGCUAACUUUUACAUUGUGCUAUAAGCACUGAAAAAACAGGCAGGAGGGGAGGACAGAUUACUUUGUACACCUUUAGGGAACAAGAAAUUUUCAGUCCAUUCAUAUUACAAGGCAUUAACGACUCACUCCUUCAAUGCCUUCCCUUGGAAGAGCAUUUGGAGGAGCAAUGUUCCCCUCAAGGCUGCAUUUUUCAGCUGGUUGGCAGCCCAUGGGAAAAUACUGACUAUUGACAAGAAAGUGGGGCCUCUAUAUAACAGAUUGGUGCUCCAUUUGCAAACAUAACAGUGAAUCAGCAGAUCACCUACUUCUUCGUUGCGAAGUAGUCAAGGCUUUAUGGGAUGAAAUCUUCACUAGGCUCGGCCUUGCUUGGGUAAUGCCUAGGAGGGUGAUAGACUUAUUGUCUUGUUGGAGAGGGAUUCGGGGUAAUCGUCACAUUGCAGCUAUUUGGAAGAUGGUGCCUCUUUGCUUAAUGUGGUGCACUUGCAACAAAAGAAAUGGUCAUUGUUUGGCCAAUAGGGAACACACUCUGGAUGGUUUUAGGAAUUGCUUUGGGCUUCUUCUAUUGUAUUGAAUGGAACAAGUUUUAAUGACUUUUAUGCUACUUUCCGUAGCGCGUAGUUUGUAAUUAGGCUCUUUCUUGUAUACUCCAUGUGUACUCAAGCUUUGCCUAAUUACACGGAUUAAUAAAAUCUCUUUUACUUAUUAAAAAAAAAAUUGCAUUGGAGUGAUUGUUUUCCAGGAUUAUGAGCCUCUUCAUUCACAAAAGUUUUGUUUUCCUUGUGGUUCAUGUCAUCAUGAUACAUCUCAAGUAGGCUGGUUUUUUUGUUAUAUACACUCAAUGUCACUUGGAACAAAUCAAACUAUUGGAUGUUUCAUGAUGAACUCUUCAAAAAGGUUAAUCUAAUUUCGGAUUUGGUAUGCAUCAUGGCAAAAUGUCGUGCAACUCUUAAGCAUUGUUGAGUGAUACAUGAAACCAAUCAGCCGACUCUGUGUUGUUGUAUAAAUACCAUGUGGGACCAAGGAUGCUUUCUUCUCUUGAUAUGACUAGAUCGAGAUGUUUGAGGACUUUAGGUCAGCAUGGAACUUUUUUUUCGAUGAGUAAGAUAAGAUUUUAUUAAUGAGGGAGACGGAUGUUCUCCCGGUACACAGGAAGUAUGGAUGAACCCACUCAACAACACAAGGGAAACACAAGGGUGCUAGCUGUCUCACAAUGUAAAAGUAGAUGGUCUACCUUUCCUUACUUUUCCUACACCUGCAAUACUGGUAUACCACCAUGAUGCCACAUCUCCUCACGUUGUUCGAGGUCAGGAUUUUCUCUGGUGCUGCUGUCCCCGUGGAGAAAGCCACUUUGGGAGGAUCCCUGUUUCUCCAGAUAAACCACUCUGGACAUGGAACUGAGGAGUACGGGCUUUAUGGAUAGCUAAUCUUUUUGCAUAAUAGAUCUUUUCAGAUAGAUGGGAGGCACCUUUGCCUUUUUAUGAGCAAUCUCCUAUAGUGAUUUCAUUUUGAAACUGUUAAGUGAAUUAGACCAACUUGAAUUGAAUCAAACAAACCCAAGUAUUGCUGCCUAUUCCAAAUAUCUGUAUCAAACAUGGAAGCUACAGUCGAAAAUGCUGCUCAAUUUCUUUAAAAUUGUUGUAAUUUACUCAUUCAAAGCUAAAAAAAGUGCUGGAAAAAGUGGUUAACGUGUUUAAGCUACCUUUCUCCUUGUAUUGAUCUCCAUGGAAGUGAGAGACAUGGAAAGGCAUGUUGGAGUCAGCAUCUGAAGCUAACACAUAUUGAGAAAUGGUUCCCAAGAACGUGUUUAAGCUACCUUUCUCCUUGUAUUGAUCUCCAUGGAAGUGAGAGACAUGGAAAGGCAUGUUGGAGUCAGCAUCUGAAGCUAACACAUAUUGAGAAAUGGUUCCCAAGAACGUAACCACUACCAUUGCUAAAAUAACAAUUAAGGGAAGAAAACGAAUUUCAAUUAUUGUUGAAAAUGUCUGUUGACAUUCUAAUACAUGGAACUUGGGAGUCCAUGUCUAGUUAUAGGAGAGGCACUGCCUUAUGUGUAUUUAUAUAAUCCUCGUGAUCCAGAGUUCCCUUUGUGUUUCCUUUAUAUAAUAUUUUGAUCUAAUAGCACAAACCUUGAAGUUUUGACCAUGGAGGGAAGCCAUGCUCCUUGGGGGACAAAGAAAAGGCUGGGUAUAGGGCUGCUAAUGUUUUCGACUAAGGAAUCCUCAAAGCAUGUUUUUUCCCUUUUGAAUUUCAUUUUCUUUAAUUUGAUAUUCUGGGCUGCCUUUCUCAUAUCCCGAUGUCAUAGUAGCAAUUCAAGUACUAUUGCUGUCUUACGAUUAAAAAGAGUUGGUGCAUUUGGAUGUUUAAGCUAUUAUGACAGUGCAGUACAUGCAGUUCAGUUUAUAGGGGCAACAAUGGGCUCAUCAGAACUACAAAUACAAACUGAUAAUGGUCAAAUUGGCAUGCCAAGUAAUAUCUGUUGUGUUGUUGUGGAAUAUCUGCCUGGGGGUGCUCUGAAAUCUUACCUCAUAAAAAACAGGAGAAGGAAGCUAGCUUUUAAGGUCGUCAUCCAGCUUGCACUAGAUCUUGCUAGGGGGUUGAGUUACCUUCACUCGCAGAAAAUUGUUCACAGAGAUGUAAAGACAGAGAACAUGCUAUUGGAUAAGACACGUACGGUAAAAAUUGCUGACUUUGGAGUUGCUCGUGUUGAGGCUUCAAAUCCUAAUGACAUGACUGGGGAGACGGGGACACUUGGUUAUAUGGCUCCCGAGGUUCUCAAUGGCAAUCCAUAUAACAGGAAAUGUGAUGUGUACAGUUUUGGCAUCUGUUUGUGGGAGAUAUAUUGCUGUGACAUGCCGUAUCCUGACCUUAGUUUCGCAGAAGUGACUUCAGCUGUGGUUCGGCAGAAUCUGAGGCCAGAGAUACCAAGAUGCUGCCCAAGUUCCUUGGCAAAUGUAAUGAAGCGCUGCUGGGAUGCCAAUCCUGACAAGCGGCCAGAGAUGGAAGAGGUAGUUUCCAUGAUAGAGGCCAUUGAUACAUCUAAAGGCGGAGGUAUGAUCCCACUCGAUCAGUCCCAAGGUUGUCUUUGCUUCCGCAAGUAUCGUGGACCUUAAAUUCUUUGGUCUUCAUAAACAACUUCAUGUAAUUAUUUCAAAGACUGGAGAGAUCCAACUGUAAUUACACAGAAGAUAACAAAACUUGGGAUAUCUUGAUGCGAGAAAACAGAAGGUGAUGGGCGGAGCUGUGCUACAUCUCACUUUGUUGGAUGAUGCAAAGUUUUUGCUUCCCUUUCAAGAUGUAUAUUUCUUUUGUCAAAAUAAGUUUUGAAUUUCCCCAAUAUGUGUAUUUUACUCUGGUUGUUGGACUGUAAGAUGGAUGUCCCAUUAAUAUAGUUUGAUCAAUUACUCACUGAUA